AUGAGCGGCCGCGGCCCCAGCGGCAGUAGGAACGUCAGCUCCUCCGGACGCUCGCCGUCCCCGUGGCACUCCCCGCACUCCUCGAGAAAGUGCGGGAAACUCGCAUGCGCAGGCUCCAGCUCGCCUCGUUUUAGCAGCAGCGCGUACUGCCGCAGCAGCCGGCUAUCCACGAGGCAGCGUUUCGGGUCCUUCAGAACACACGAAAGCGCGGAGCGGUGCACGCCCGUCUCGGAGCGACGCGCCCCGCCUGCCUCCUCGCCGUCCUGCAGCAGCGCCGACACCCACGUCCGCUCCAAGUCCGUCAGACACCAGUUGCUGAGGCAGUCGAGGGAGACGCGCCGCGGCAUCAGCCGUUUGCUCCGCACAACGUCGGCGAGGACGCGGCCACGCUCGCAGGGCCACAUCGCCGUGUGA
Trypanosoma conorhini is the source of this 414-nucleotide messenger RNA. RefSeq lists its product as uncharacterized. The transcript has a single exon. The record is from RefSeq and is a predicted model, not a curated record. Lineage: Eukaryota; Euglenozoa; Kinetoplastea; Trypanosomatida; Trypanosomatidae. The coding region runs from base 1 to 414 and encodes 137 amino acids.